Cheilinus undulatus (humphead wrasse) is the source of this 1485-nucleotide messenger RNA. RefSeq names its product RNA binding motif protein 41 (gene rbm41). The transcript is spliced from 7 exons. Gene Ontology annotation, biological process: mRNA splicing, via spliceosome. NCBI's taxonomy places the organism in Eukaryota, Metazoa, Chordata, Actinopteri, Labriformes, Labridae. The coding region runs from base 33 to 1349 and encodes 438 amino acids. The record is from RefSeq and is a predicted model, not a curated record. Gene Ontology annotation, cellular component: U12-type spliceosomal complex. Gene Ontology annotation, molecular function: U12 snRNA binding; pre-mRNA intronic binding.
ACAGAGCGGAACGGGAAGCACACGGCGGAAACAUGCGAAGAGUGAGCCGGCGGUCCUGUGAGGAUGGCCCACUGCUGGAGGAACAGGAGACUGAGGGUCAGAGGCAGCUCCACAACCUCCUGCUGCAGCAGCUCCACACUGACGUGGACGUUGACAGAUGUGUAGCCAAGAAACAGUGCUUCGCCCCAGCGGCGUUGUACCGGCCGUUUGGUGAUCAGGCAGCUGGGGUGAGGAGUCUCUCCCAGUUUCAGGCCCUGCAGGAUGGAGAGAAGGAGCUGGCUAGCCUCCGGGAACUGGGUUUAACCGAGGCAGAGAUCCAGCUGUGGCAGAGCAGAGACGCACCGGAGGGAGCCGAGAAGUCCCAUGGUGUGUGCACAGCUCCAGGUGUGAAGCAGCAGCGCCUGCAGGUGAUCAGAGACAAGAUUGAAGCUCGGGCUGAACUCCUGGCCCGCCCACAGCGCUUCGCCUCCAGCCGGCCGCUGUCACGCCGGGAGAUGGAGAUCGAACAGUCACUUUUUCAGGGGAAUGAUCGUCUGGGCUUUCUUACUGCACUUUACCACAGAGAUGAAGAUAACCAGGAUGGCCAGCAGGGGGAGUCAUCCUCUAACCCAAUGGAUUCUCUCUACAAUGACGUCCUCAGCAAGGAUAAACAACGAGCAUCACGUCAGGACUUCCAGAAAGACACAGCUGUAGAAUCAGACACAUCUACUCAGAGAACUGAAUCUGACCAAUCACAGGACUCACAGAAGGACAGCAACCAAUUAAAAGAAACUCCUGAUCAUCAUUUAGAGUCACAGGGUGAAAAGAGUUGCUUGCCUGGACAGUCAGAGUGGACAUCAGUCACCUCAGAACAGCAGCAGGCUCAGGACAGACCGUCUGCUCGGACACAGAUAAAUAUCAAACAGCCAAUCAGGAGUCUGUGUGGAGCGGCGGGACCGCUGACUGUCAGAGGGGAGAUAGAGACGAUAUCAGAUGAAGAAAUCCUGAACAACAGAGAAUCUGAAGAGGGGAUCAAGAGCAUACCGAGGUUCAGAAACUACCAGCGGGGACAGCCCUCCAAGGUGCUGUGUGUAAAGAAUCUGAGUGCACAGGCAUCUGUGGCCCAGCUAGUGGCGCUGUUCUCCAGGUUUGAACAGGAGAAUGGACCGUCAGUCGUUUACCGCCUGCUGACAGGAAGGAUGAAGGGUCAGGCCUUCAUCACUCUGCCAGACGCUGAAACAGCAGAGAAAGCCCUGCAGUUGGUCCAUGGAUACCGGUUACACGGGAAACCUUUGGUGGUUGAGUUUGGCCGUGAGCGACAGGAAGAGGAGAAACAGAGGGAGCAGGAAGUGCAGGAGGGGAAUAAUUAGGACUUUUUAAAUGUUUAUUACUAACAACAACCUGAAGCAUGUAUGCUGUGAAUAAUGUUAUUUUUUAUAAUUUCAUUUGCAGAGGAAUACAUUUCCUUUGUUAACUUCACACAAAUAAACUCCUGUUCUAUUUUCA